AUGAGGACAGGUCAAGUAACAUUGAUCAUGAACAUUCUCCAUCUAUUGUUUAUUCAAUCUACCGAAAGUUAUGCUGUUUUAGAAGGUAAACAAAUUGUGAAGAAAGUUUAUUCAAAACGCCAACCAAUAGUACUAACAGCUGCAGCUGGUUUUAUGUCACAUACAGACAGUAUUGACACAAUGAAUAAUAGUAAUGUUAAUCGUAGUAUAUUUAAUAAUGGGAAUGGUUUCUCUACUAUUCAUCAUGUUCCGAAAACUCAAGUGGUGAAUACAUCCCACCAAAUUUUAUUACUGGAGCACAUUUAG
Schistosoma mattheei is the source of this 306-nucleotide messenger RNA. The record is from the annotation of a GenBank genome assembly. Lineage: Eukaryota; Metazoa; Platyhelminthes; Trematoda; Strigeidida; Schistosomatidae.